This is a messenger RNA of Leptidea sinapis, 2608 nucleotides long. RefSeq names its product zinc finger protein 26-like. Bases 1 to 1224 code for a protein of 407 amino acids. The record is from RefSeq and is a predicted model, not a curated record. The transcript has a single exon. NCBI's taxonomy places the organism in Eukaryota, Metazoa, Arthropoda, Insecta, Lepidoptera, Pieridae.
AUGGAUUUGGAUAUAUUGACGGCAGGUUCACAAGAGCAAAGAAGAAGGAUUGUGCCCCUUUUUCAAGUUGAUUACGAUCCAACUCUAUGUAAACCUCUCGGCACGAUAUCGGACUUCAGCAAAUUUCGGCUUCGAAAGCAGGCAGCUUCUUUGACUCAAAAUAAUUUUAGUCCAUCGCGAAGUCCAACUCCCGAUACAACGGAUAGACGAAGUCCUGAUCUUUCUUUACAAAUUAAUGAAGUAAUUCCAGUAGCUCAUUCAAAAAAACUACCAGAUUAUAGACAGAACGCAUUAACGGUAUUCGAAUUCUCCACCGUAUAUCCUUUUAUAUACGGAAACAAUAAUUUCAAAUGCUUCAUCUGCUCCCAACAAUUUCUUGACUUGAAUUUGCUGAAAGGCCACAUGCGUGACCACACUUUUGCUCCCUUAAAGAGACUCAUCAAUAAUAAGCGCGAGAACGUGCUAAAAGUCGAUAUAAGCGAUCUCACUUGCAAAUUAUGUUCAGCUAACAUGACAGAUUUACUCCAAUUGAAAUAUCAUUUGAAGGAAGAUCAUCAGAAACCUAUAGACCCUGACUUGCAGGACAUGUUGAUACCAUUCAAACUUGAUUUUGCAAACGAGCUUUAUAACUGCGUUAUUUGCCAGCAGAAUUUUAUCAAAGUCAGACUUCUGGUGAUUCAUAUGAGCGUACACUUCAAUAAUUAUAGCUGUGAAAUAUGCGGGUCUUGUUUUAUGACACUGCGUCUGCUGAAAAAACACUUGGAGGUACAUGAGACUGGUAAUUUUGCGUGUGAUAAGUGCGACAAGGUAUUUACCACGUCUUAUAAGAGGGCACUUCAUGUCCGAGGCGUUCAUUUAAAGCAAUAUCCUCGGAGAUGCCCUAUGUGUCCAGAAAGAUUUAAUUCUAACUACCGCAGGACAAUACAUCUUCAAGAUGUCCACAAUCAGUCGACUAGGGUUCACAAAUGUGAAACUUGUGGUCGAGGAUUCAACCUGAAGUACCAUUUGAUAUGCCAUACGCGUUCAGUGCAUUUGCAGGAAAGAAAUCAUCAGUGCAAAGUUUGCUUACAGAGGUUUUGUAAUAAGGAGACUUUAAAACGCCAUAUGAUCAUACAUACUGGGGAGAAAAAACACAAGUGCGAUUAUUGUGGGCUCGCCUUUUUGAGGCGCAAGAACUUGAAGGAUCAUUUGAGGAUGCACGAAGCUGUUAUGACUACGAUGUAAGUUGAAAAUCAUACAGGCCCAAUUUCUCUAACUCCCUUAAAUUUAAAUAAUUAAUCGGUAUUUAUUACAUGGGAAAGGACAUUGACCAAUAGUAAUCAAGCUAUGUUUCAUGGUGCACAUAAAAAUAAUAUAAUAUGUAUUAUUUUCUCAUUUUAUACCACUUUUUUAAUUCAGAAAUUUUGUUCUCGUAUCCGAAAUUAUUAUUUAAAUAAAAACAGUAUUUUAACAAUUUUUACGCAUUUUUUCCGGAUAAAAGCAAGGUAUGGAUGUAUCGUUCUCUAUAUUUUUACGAGUUUCGUAAGUAAAUUCAUAAAUGUAUUCUUCUGUCAAUAAUAUUUUUUUUGUGUCUCACGCAGGCGCAACUGUCAGGACAGUUGACAGUUGACGAUUCGUUGUCUGCGACGGUCACUAAUGAUCAUAAUGUAUCGAUAGGGGUUUGAACUGUUGUAAAUUAAAAGUUAAUACAUAGGUAGAUAUGAAUAAUAUGUUUUUUUUUUCAAAUUAGCAGCUCGUGACUUGUUUUGUCCUUAAACUAGCAUUCAUUCUAGUGGUGCAUAAAUGAGAAAACUAUGAGUAUUUCGAAAUUCAAACGUAAAAUUUUUGUAUUUUUACCUGUUAUUACGGCCCGACUAUGUAAUUGAAUCUCAAUUUUGAUUUAUUUUAGAAUUUGGAUACAGACUAAUGUGAUUUUAUUUUAAAUAUACAACUACAUGUCACGCUAUUUACAAUGGCGUUUUAAACUCAGAUCUCGAUAUCGAUAAUAAAAGUGUGUGUGUACUUUAUGUAUGCACGCAAGAAGUUAUACUUCUUUGGCCUAACGAAGCAAAAACGUUUAAAUGAUUUACGUUUUUAGAAAGAACAAUUAAAAAUUAAUUUUUAAAUAUUGAAUACGGCUGCAUGGGCUUAAACCCGUUGCCUAUCCUAAUAAUGGACGAAGAAACCAAAAAAAAAUAACGAAUGAUGCAAACGUCAGAAAACUUUAGGAACAACUUUAACCUGUUACUGUUGUGUUACAGUGAUGCGCGCUCAUCUUAAAAUUUAAAUCUCGUCAUUUUUUCAUAACGCACCUAAAGAAAUAUAACUUCAAAAAUCUCACACAUAGCACACUGGUUAUUGAAUAUUGUUGAGUUGUGUGAACGUAUAUAGCACCAAAAUGAAAGACGAAAUAUGUUAAGUAUUAAGUUACGUAAUCAAGUGCUAUGAGAUUUGUUUAGCUUUAAAUAAUAUUGUGCAACAUUACCUUCACAAUAUAUAAUCUAAGUAAAUUAUUAAUUAAUUGCUUUCAUUACAUGUGUAAAUGCAACAUGAACAAAAAGUAUUCUAUUAUAAUGCUGUCAUAAAACGUAUAUAUAAUAAAUGGACGAUUUUAUAUAUCAGAGUUUUA